AUGUUCAGCCGGUUAUCAUCAUUGGCCCUGCGAAAUGUUGGGAAAAAUCGAAGUUCUCUGAAAUAUAUAACAACACUGACCUGCACAAAGUUACCUCGCCAUGCUGCUGCUGCCACAAAUUAUAUCCAACAACAACAAAGGAGUUACUCCUCCAACAAUACUAAACAACCAACAGAACAUGUAGUCGAUUCGAUACUUGAUCACGCAACCUAUGAGCGGGUGUGUGUUGAAACAUUGGAUGGCCUCAAUGAUUAUUUUGAACAAUUGUUGGAAAGUGUUGAAUCGAUUCCCGAUAGUGAUUUGGCAUAUAGUGAUGGAGUCCUAACUGUGAACCUGGGCAAACAUGGCACCUAUGUUAUAAAUCGCCAGACACCCAAUCGCCAAAUAUGGUUGAGCUCCCCCACAAGUGGUCCCAAGCGUUAUGAUUUUGUGGGAGAAGCCUCUGGGGUAACGGGUAAAUGGGUAUAUCGCCACACGGGAGAAUCCCUACACGAGUUAUUGCAGCAGGAGCUACAGAAAAUCUUUGAAAGUCAGAAGAUAGAAAUGGAUGACUUACCAUAUGGAGGUAGAUAA
This is a messenger RNA of Musca vetustissima, 573 nucleotides long. It is a transcript of the gene fh, whose product is annotated as frataxin homolog, mitochondrial. The transcript is spliced from 2 exons. Bases 1 to 573 code for a protein of 190 amino acids. Gene Ontology annotation, molecular function: ferrous iron binding; iron chaperone activity; ferroxidase activity. The record is from RefSeq and is a predicted model, not a curated record. Gene Ontology annotation, cellular component: mitochondrion. Gene Ontology annotation, biological process: iron incorporation into metallo-sulfur cluster; intracellular iron ion homeostasis. NCBI's taxonomy places the organism in Eukaryota, Metazoa, Arthropoda, Insecta, Diptera, Muscidae.